Messenger RNA from Eimeria necatrix, 1245 nucleotides. RefSeq lists its product as hypothetical. Gene Ontology annotation, cellular component: membrane. The coding region runs from base 1 to 1245 and encodes 414 amino acids. The transcript is spliced from 2 exons. Gene Ontology annotation, molecular function: ATP binding; ABC-type transporter activity. Gene Ontology annotation, biological process: transmembrane transport. NCBI's taxonomy places the organism in Eukaryota, Apicomplexa, Conoidasida, Eucoccidiorida, Eimeriidae. The record is from RefSeq and is a predicted model, not a curated record.
AUGGGCUCCGCGUCGCCGCCGCCUCCGCCGCCGCCGAGCGCCUCGGGGGCCCCCGGGGGCCCCGCGGGGGCCCCCCGGAAGGGGCUGCGGGGCCGCUGCUGGGGGGCCCCCUGGAAGGGGCUGCGGGGCGGCUGCUGGGGGGCCCCCGGGGAGGGGGGCCCCCGGCGGGGGCCCCUGCUGCGGGAGCUGCUGGCGCCGUUUAUGGCUGCGCGGAAGGCGGAGGCGGUGCUGCUGGGGGCGGGGGCCCUCAUGGGGGCCCUCUCGGGGCUGCUGCUGCCGUACUUUUUCGUGUCCAUGGGGGCCACAAUAGACAACUUGAGCAGCGGGGUGGCAGUGGGGGGCCCCGUGAAGCAAAUGGCCGUGGCGGGGGCCCUGAACUUGCUGCUGCAGGGGGUGUCUUGCUGCUGCUUCGAAGCAGCAGCAGACCGGCUGGCGGCGCGGCGGCGCAGCAGCUUCGUUGCUGCUGUGCUGCAGCAGCAACUCAGCUGGUUCGACCGCCAAGACGCGGGCUCUUUGGCAGCAAAACUCGACAGCAGUUUGGCCGACUUGCGCGAGGGGAUCGGCCUCAAGUUCGUGGCGAUCCCGUACAACUUGCUGCUGGUUGUGGGGUCUCUUGCUGCAGCACUAGUGACUUCUUGGGAAGUGACUCUGUGUGCUGCAGCAGGUUUGCUGCCAGCAGUGGCUUUCGGGGCGCUGCUGGCUGCUGCGCUGCGCCGCGCUGCUGCUGCUGCUGCUGCUGCGCUCGAAGCUGCGGGCGCUGUUGCUGCAGAGGCCCUGGGGGCCCCCCGCACUGUUGCUGCCUUCGGCCAAGAGGGGGCCUCCAAGGCCCGCUACCAGCAGCACAUAGCAGCAGCAGAAGCUGCUGCUGCUCGCGGGGGCCUCUUCUCUGGCCUUGGCAUGGCGGGCCUCAUAUCUUCGGUCUUCGCCAUUGGGGGCAUUAAGGGAUACAGGGGGGCGCACUUAGAGGGGUAUAAAGGGGAGCAAAGGGGGGUCCAGGGGGGGCUUAAAGGGUCACAAAAGGGGCCCCCAGGAAGUGCAAGAGGGGCCCUGAAGGAGGCCCAAGGAGUUCUACAGGGGCCCCAAAGGGGUUCUAGAGGGGCCCCAAAGGGGCCCCAAAAGGGUACAGAGAAAGUUCCAAAAGGGGAGGCAAAGGGGCCCCGAAGGGGCCCCGAAGGCGUGUUGAAAGGGGCCCCUGGAAAUAAUGUUUUGCUGCUGCUGCGUUUGUUGGCUGCUGCAGAGACAUAA